This is a messenger RNA of Rotaria sp. Silwood1, 400 nucleotides long. The record is from the annotation of a GenBank genome assembly. NCBI's taxonomy places the organism in Eukaryota, Metazoa, Rotifera, Eurotatoria, Philodinida, Philodinidae.
AUGAUUUUAUGGGGAGCGAUAACACUUGGUACGACUUUUGUGAAAAAUUCUACACAAUUAAUUGUCGUUCGUUUUCUUCUGGGUAUGACUGAAGCUGGUUUUUUUCCUGGUAUUGUCAUCUAUUUGUCAUUUUGGUAUCGUAAACAAGAACAAAUAUUUCGAAUUGCUAUAUUCUUCAGUGCUGCUGCAUUGGCUGGUGGUAUCGGUAGCAUUUUGGCUUAUGGUAUUUCUAAGAUGGACGGUUUGGAUGGUUUGAAUGAUUGGCAAUGGAUAUUUUUGUUAGAAGGAUUGCCAAUUAUACCACUCGGCAUUAUGACACUUCUAUUUCUUGAUAGUUUACCAGAAACUGUUCAAUGUAAGUUAUAAGAUCAAAUAAUAAAUAAUCAAAUAUUUUUUUUUU